AUGGACCCAACCAAACCUCUCGUCAUCCCACAUACAGAAUCUCUACGUCGAAAACCAGACUAUUAUUGGCCAGGAGCACAACACUACGAUCAAUAUGGACGUUUACUGGACCUCAUGUCCCGGCCCGCGCUGAACUUGCAUGCCCUCAUGACUCUCAUCAAUAAGCACGAAGAAGUGGGGUGCCGUCUAAACCUGGAUGACCCAGAGGACGACCAUCACAUUAGUACUGGGGUGGGCGAGAAGCGCCGCCUCGCGACUUCCGCCACAUCAUCGACCUCCCAUACCAGUAUUCGUAGUGGUCGCGGCAAACACAGAAAGGUAAUGGAUGAGCACGCGCACAAUGGUGUGAUUGUUGGCAGAAGUGCAUAUCCAUUCAUCCCACACCAGCCGAACGCUUCGGCUCUGGCAUGCACUCUUGGACCUUCGUGCUCAUUUCUGCCUGCCUUCCAUUGGUCCGUGGACAUCAGCUUUGUAAGGCAAGCUGAAAUUGGCGAUGACCACGUGGAUGACGCCUCUGCCGAAACACUCGGAUGGCUCCAGGAAGAGGAAGACGUCAUUUCACUGGUCAAGUCACUGAGAGAGGGUGCCGGCGCCACUGUUAUGAACUUGGGAAGCUUCUACUCCACGCAAUACCGUGGGCACAAUGUGGCCAUCACAGGUGACCUUCGGUCAGGCGAAGGCGGACCGACGGUCGAUCCAUGGUUGUUCCUCUUCCCCAAGGUUGAGUGGCCGGACGGUCUCCAUUCCGAAGAGCUGCAUAACUAUGGCAUUCAAAACUCGAAUAUCCAUGCAGAUUUUCUCCUCGGAUGUCGCGCUCUACAAGAAAUAGGGCACGCUAGAAUCGACACCAACCUCGAAAUGCACGUUCUUCCUCAAGGUAGCUAUGACCCUGCCCUAGACAUGCCGUUCCGACUGCGAGCCAAGUUCUCUCUCUCACUCGUUGUGCCGAACGUAUAUGAGCCCAUUCCAGCUGACCGUUCACGCCGGCCGCCAGGUACUUCGGAGGGCUUACGUAGACGGAUAACUGCGUUGCUUGGAGAGGUUCCUCUCGGAAGAUCUCUUUCAUCCAAGUUGUCGAUGCCUGGACAUGACGACGUGAGAGACGUUACGAUACCAUUCUUCUUCGGCGUUCUGCGUUCUGCACCCCAAGUAGCGUCAGGAGUAGACGACGCAAUGCAGCCCGACGCACUCAAUCCAACUCUCCUUCCUUUCCAAAGGCGAACAGUGGCCUGGAUGCUGAACCGCGAAGGGAAAGAUAUGAUGCCAAAUGGAAAAGUCGUACCACGUUCACAAUCUUCUUCCUCAGAAGACACGCUGCUGCUUUGGGAGAAGAUUGUUAUUGGCGGGAAGGAACUUUUCUUCAACAGGUUGUCAAGUAUGGUCAGGCCAGAUCCUCCGGAACCCCAUUCUGCACUUGGGGGAAUUCUUGCUGAGGAACCUGGACUAGGGAAAACCAUCGAGUGCAUUGCAUUGAUGUUGCUGAAUCCAGCCCCUGAGAGAAAUCCUACCCAGAAACGCUGGGACCCAGAAGCGAAACUCUAUGUCAAAGAGAUCAAGACAACCCUCGUUAUCACACCACCUUCUCUUGCUCAACAAUGGGUAGACGAGUUAUCGGCACACGCGCCGUCUCUUAAAGUGCUAGUUUACGAUGGUUGGUCCAAAGUCAAGGUCCCUAUUACUGAGGCGGCUGCAGAAGAGGAACGAGAAAAACGUCGUGCUACCGCCCCACGUAACAACCGGAAAGCAAAAGGGUCAGAGGACGAUGUCCUCGAUUGGUGCACUUACGUCAAUCAGUUCGAUGUGUGUGUCACAACCUACAACGUACUUCGCCUGGAUAUGGUGGUCGCGCGUGCACCACCCAAGCGCCCACGGCGCCAAGACGUGACCUACAGUAACUUGGAGCGGCCGCGCAGUCCGUUGGUGAUGUGUGAAUGGUACCGAGUGAUCAUGGACGAAGUUCAGAUGAUGGGAGCUGGCAAGUCCGAGGAGAUGGUUUCGUUGGUCCCGAGGCUGUCCUCCUUUGCCGUCUCGGGAACCCCUGCUAAGGCACAGGUCGCCGACCUCAUACGGGUAUUGAGGUUCCUUCGCGUCGACGCUGCCGUCGGCUCAACGCAAGCAUGGCAACUUUUCCUCAAGCAUGGCUUCAAGGACCAGUUCGCUGCCUUUUUCCAACAUUACGCCGUCCGAACCCUCAAAUCCGCCGUCAAUGAUGAGUUGACUAUUCCGCAACAGCGGAGGUACCUUGUUGGCAUAGAUCUAGGGCCGGUAGAGCGUCAGGUAUAUGACCAAGUACUGGAAGAGUCACUGGCAGAGCUUGGUUUGGAUGCCCGAGGUGUUGCAACCUAUGAAGGGUGGCAGGCUGAUACCGGCGUCUUACGCAACGUCCUCAGACGGCUUCGUGGAUUAUGUACCCAUCCCCAGGUUGGGCAACUUCAGCGGCAAGGAGACAAACUCGCUAAAACGAGUGCUCUCAAGAGCAUGAGCGAAGUUUUGGAGGCUCUGAGGGACCAGCAUUGGCGUUGUCUCAUGGACGACCGAAAAGCGAAGAUACAUUCGCUGGUUCGCUUAGCGCAACUUCAGCAACAUUGUCAAGACGACCGCAUCCGAUACCAGCAAGCACUGAAUCACCUUCUUGCAGCAGAAAACGAAGUUAACGAACUAAUUACGGAAGUCCAGGCAGCCAUAGCCCAGCACCACCAAAAAGGAGAAGCGCUCAAAAAGGCUGCUCAGGCGCUGCGGGAGUCUCGAAAGCAGAACCUGGCGGAUCAGUCUCAGCCCCUGGCCUCCCACAAGGGAAAGGAGAAGGAAACUGGACGCGAGCCCUCUCCGUUCAGCGAUGAUGGAGACGAAGACGAGGUCGAGGAUCGCGGUCUCCCGAACAAUCCUGCGGGUGAAGAACACCGUACCAAGCGACACGGUCUGCAGCAACGGUUGCGAGAGUGUUGGAUGAUUUUACACAGAGUCAAGUUCUUGCAGGGAGACGUGUACCACGUACUUGGUCCGUCCCUUUCGGAACAAGAAAACGCUUGUUAUACCGCUGCUGAGACGUUAAGAAGGGAUCUUCUCAAGUCUGUCGAAGGCAAUGCGACCAAGGCCAUGCUAAAUUUGCAUAUCGACGAAACUGCCCGUGGGGUGACGGAGCAAGAGUUGCUUAUUAAAUUACCACACUUUACAGGUGGAGGCAUUAAGUCGACUCAUUUGUUCGAGGAAGCCAAUAUGAUCCUCCAAGAACAGCUCAACGAACAAACGACCCUGAUUUGGCAAUGGCGCACGAAGAUCAUUACGCUACUCACUCAGAAGCUGAGCAACACCGAUGAUCAGGCUGAUGGGGAAGAGUACGCACGUGCACUUGACACACAAGGAGAAGCCGAAGUUUACAUGCAAGCCUAUGCUGCACUAUUGGCCGACCGUCGCGAAGCUCUUCUUGCUGAACGCACAUUGCUAGCUGCACAUGAGUCGAGAGAGAAGAAGGAACGACGGACGAGAGCAGCGUUAGAUGCACGUAUACGAGAUGAGGAAGAUGAUGCUUUGGAAAUCCCGGAUGACGUGGAGGUUCAGCCCCAGCACGAAGUGUUGCACAAGUCAUUGAACGAUGAACGCACGGACCUUAGACUGCUGUUCGCCGGUAGAGCUCUUAAGUCAAUCCUGGUCGACCUUUCGGCGGUGGUGGCUAGUAUUCCCCGCGAGGAAGACCCGGAGAAGCUCAUCGCAAAAGAUGGCGUAAGGAUUAUGCGUGGUUUGAUAUCCACCCAAACAUCCUUGAUGGAUAGGCUGGACGCCGACCUGGCACAAAUACGUAAAACGUUUAACGAACGUAUCAUAUACUUCCGUCAACUCCAAGACAUCUCUGAUAGUGUUGUGGACGUCGUAUGGGAAGGCGACGUUCGCGUUGCGAUGAAUACAUGCGAACAAGAAUAUAGGGAUUUGGGACGCAAAAUCGCCACCGGACGUGCGAGACACCGAUAUUUAGAAAACCUGGGGAAGACGCAGGGUGAUGGAUCCAUGGAUGAAGAUGACAAGACAUGCGUUCUAUGUAGAUGCGACUUUUUGCAAGGUUUUAUCACCCCGUGUGGACAUAUAUUCUGUAAGGAGUGUUUGACAGCGUGGCUCGCUCGUAAAAAAGGCGGAGUGUGUCCAGUUUGCCGAGCCUCCAUUGAAAUGAGCGAGCUUCACCGUUUCACUAUCCAAGACGAGGUUCCUCCGCCCCCCAAACCUGUGUUGGCCAAAGGAGAACUGCCCUACACCUUGACUUCUAUAGGCCCAUCCCUGUUGCGUGAGAUACAGCAGAUAGAGUCGAUCGGAAGUUAUGGAAGCAAGAUUCAAACAUUGGUUAGGCACCUUUUGCAUAUUCAAGUGUCCGAUCCAGGCUCCAAAAGCAUCGUUUUCUCGGCGUGGGCCGAUUCGCUUCACAUUAUCGAGCACGCGUUUCGCCAUAACGGGAUUCCUUCUAUACGCCUCGACAAAACACAAGGGAAUAGCGCUGCGAAGAAAUUCCGUACGGACCCAACUCUCGAGGUGCUGCUGCUGCAUGGUGAGCGUGACAACGCCGGGUUGAACGUCACCUGCGCAUCGCGGGUUUUCCUCGUUGAGAGUGUUGUGAACCACGGCUUCGAAAUACAAGCUAUUGCCCGUAUCGACAGAAUGGGACAAAAACAUACUACCGAAGAUACGGUAGAGAAGAACAUUCUAGACUUGGCGGCGAGACAAGGCCUUUCACUGUAUACCAAGGACCAGUCAGCUGGGUCCAUCAACGUCACGCGCUUCGCUACGGAUGCAAGCAAGAAGCUGAUCGAGUCUCCAACGAAAGCGAGAACAAGCAAAAAGAACCAGUCAGCCCAAAAGGGGGACUUCAUCUUUAAGGUCGAUGAUAUGUUGGCUAUCUUGUUCCCUCACAUGUUCGAAGACAUUGAAUACCUCAUUCCGCCUGGUGCCGAGGAUCAUCAGCGGGAACUCCCACCUUCUUCCACCACUAACACCACUAACUCACGCCCACGCUCAUCCGGAACUAACGGUGUACACAUCAAUGCAGAGGCAGGGCCCUCUAGGAUCCCUAUGUAG
Molecule: messenger RNA, 5058 nt
Organism: Pisolithus orientalis
Lineage: Eukaryota; Fungi; Basidiomycota; Agaricomycetes; Boletales; Pisolithaceae
Product: SNF2 family N-terminal domain-containing protein
Exons: 24
Coding region: 1-5058 (1685 amino acids)
Biological process (GO): DNA damage response; protein polyubiquitination
Cellular component (GO): nucleus
Molecular function (GO): ubiquitin protein ligase activity; ATP-dependent chromatin remodeler activity; ATP binding
Source: RefSeq, a predicted model, not a curated record